CCUUUACCUCUCUGGCGCUCUCCCUCCCUCUCUCUCUCUCUCAGUCUCUCUCUGGUGUCAGACUCAAUAUCAUAUACUUUUGCUAGUCUCAAAAAAGAAUUAUUUUUUCCGGUUCUCUUCUUUAUAUUUUGCAUUUCCUUAACUUUUUUUUUCGUUUCAAAAACCAGAAAUCAGUGUCGUAAAUUCACUUAAAAAGCAUUGUUACUGUUUCACAAGUUAUUUUAUUCUGCAUAUAACAAAGCUUACGGUUUUGUUUAUUUAAAGCAUUUCUACUGGUUUUGUCUUUAACUUAGAACACUGUUUGAAUUCGAGCUGGAAUAAUAUAAACCCAUCUCUCAAAAAAAGAAAAGAAAACAAAAUGAUAGAUUUGUGCGGUUUUGUAGGUCCUUUUUUUUUCAGUUUCCUGUGCUAAAAUCAGAUCUUUAUGAGUUGGAUUUGGUAGAGUGAAAGAAGAGCUCCAAAACAAGAAAAGUUACUUCGAGUGUAUAGUGCAUUAGUGCUUUUCCAACUCUCGUAAGUCCCAACCAUAAAAAUAGAGAGAUCCUUUACUUCCUUGGUUCAAAACCGGAAUUUGAGUUCGGAAUGCCAGUGCCUCGAGUAGUUACAGCAAUCCAUCUCAAAGAGACCUCUUAUGUUUCUCUUUUUCCUUCUCUUUUAGACAGUUUUCAGGAAUUCCACUCUUGACCUCUCCUGUGGGAAAACGGAGGAUCAUCUCUAAACUUUAAGAUUUAUUAUUUGAUUGCUUGCCUUUUAAUCUCCAAAACCAUGGCGAUAUUUCUGAAAAAAAAGUUGUCUGGUGCUUCUCUCUUUUGUUUUUCUAGCUCAGAGCCACUGACAAAAUACUACUCGAAAGGUUGCUUUCUGGUAGUUUAAUUUGUCCUUCUCUAAACCAAGUUGGUUUCGAGUUAUGUUUUCUCGUUUCGACGACCAGAAACAGAUUGCAGAAAACUAUCGCUUCUUUCUUCUCCCCUUAUACAAGCUCUAAUAAGGCUGCAACUGCAUCUGGUUUACUGCUUUUAGGUUGAGAACAAAAGCUGCCUCUGACGAUCCCUUCGUGGGAUUUUCUGGUUCCGAUUUUGGGAGAUGAAGAAUCAGAUUGCAAAGCCAGAAUCUCACCUCCCCAGAUCGCUUUUGAUACUUAUGUAGUCGGAUUGAAGUGGUGAAGUUCUCUCUGUAAGUGAAGUUCAGGGUUAUGUGUUGGACUAUGGCUACUGGGCUCCAAAAUCAGGACGGAGUGCCAGAAAACCACCUCAGGAAACAGCUUGCUUUUGCUGUUAGAAGCAUUCAAUGGAGUUACGCGAUCUUCUGGUCCAUCUCAACUAGGCAACAAGGGGUGCUGGCAUGGGGUGAUGGGUACUACAACGGAGACAUUAAGACAAGGAAGACGGUACAGCCCAUGGAGCUUAACACUGACCAAAUGGGUUUGCAGAGGAGUGAGCAAUUGAGAGAGCUGUAUGAGUCAUUAUCGGCAGGUGACACUAACCAGCAGGCUAGGAGGCCUUCAGCUGCAUUAUCUCCUGAAGAUCUCAGUGAUGCAGAGUGGUAUUACUUGGUUUGCAUGUCCUUCGUCUUCAAGCCAGGACAAGGGUUGCCAGGAAGAACAUUAGCAAAUGGUCAGCCCAUUUGGUUAUGCAAUGCUCAUCAUGCUGACAGCAAAGUGUUCUCUCGUUCUCUGCUAGCAAAGAGUGCAUCCAUCCAGACAGUAGUGUGCUUUCCGUUUCUGGGUGGUGUUGUUGAGCUUGGGGUGACUGAACUGGUCUUGGAGGACCCAAGCAUCAUUCAAAACGUGAAAACUUCAUUUUUGGAGUUCCCAGAGCCCAUGUGCUCUGAGCAAUCAACUUCCAGCCCACAGAAUGUAGAUAAUGAGGAAAGCCUUGAGCUUAAACAUGAGGUGGACAACACCGUGGCUUUGGAUAAAUUUAAUCCAACACCAGAAUGUGAAAUGGAACCAGAAAUAGCUUCUCAAACAUUCCCACAAUGUCUCUCUCCCUGCAUGGCUAAAGAAGACAUUGAGCAGGAUGGGAUUGAGGAACUAGAUGCAAAUAUAUGUGAUGACAUAAAAUCCGGCUCCCCUGAUAACGGUUCAAACGAGUGCAGAGCCAAUCAACAGACUGAAGAUUCCUUCAUGCUUGAUGGUAUGAAUGGUGGGACUUCUCAAGUCCAGAGUUGGCAGGUCAUGGAUGAUGAGUUCAGCAAUUGUGUUCAUGGUUCCAUGAAUUCCAGUGACUGCAUAUCUCAAAUCUUUGUAAAUCCUCAGAAGGUUGUCUCUUCUCCAAAGGGUGAAAGAAUUAAUAAUCUUCAGCUUCAAGACCUCCAGGAAUGUAACCACACAAAACUUGGUUCCUUGGAUCUUGGAAAUGACGACCUGCACUAUUCUAGGGCUCUUUCUGCCAUCUUUAAGAACUCCCACCCAUUGAUUGUAGGACCAGGCUUCCACACUGGUAAUCAUGAGUCCAGCUUUAAGAGUUGGAAGAGAAGAGGAUUUCUAGAUGCACAGAUGGUGAAGAUUGGCACACCACAAAAGAUAUUGAAGAAGGUUUUGUUUGAAGUUGCUCAGAUGCAUGAUGGUAGCUUACUCAAGUCCCGGGAGUUAAAUACUGGUAAGGUUGGACUUUGCAAAGCGGAAGGGGAUGAUGUUGAUCUAAACCAUGUCUUGUCAGAGAGGAGGAGGAGGGAGAAAAUGAAUGAGAAAUUUUUGGUUCUGAGAUCCUUGGUUCCUUCUAUUAGCAAGGUUGACAAAGCUUCUAUACUUGGUGACACCAUAGAGUACCUAAAAGAGCUUGAGAGAAGGGUUGAAGAGUUGGAAUCUUGCAGGGAGUUAUCAGAGUUUGAAGCAAAAGCAAGAAGGAAGCAUCCAGACAUAGCAGAGAGGACAUCCGACAACUAUGGUUACAAUGACAUUUCUAAUGGCAAGAAACCUACCAUAAACAAGAGGAAGGCCAUUGAUAUUGAUGAAACAGAACCAGAGCUCAAUCAGGUUUUAUCUAAAGAUGGUUCUGCAGCAGAUGUGAUUGUCAGUGUGAUUGAUAAGGAAGUUUUGAUUGAGAUUCGGUGUACUUGGAGGGAUUGCUUGUUCUUUGAUAUCAUGGACACAGUAAGCAAUCUUCAUUUAGAUGCACACUCGGUUCAAUCGUCCACAGUCGACGGAAUUCUCACUGUAAUGCUUAAAACUAAGUUUAGGGGAGUGGCGGUUGCAUCAGCAGGAAUGGUCAAACAAGCACUUCAGAGAGUUAUCAGUAAGUGUUAGAGGAUGAUGUCUUUAGCCAGCUAGACAAUAAUUAUCAUCGGAUACCUUCCCUUCAAGGUUACUCUGAGUUUGUAGAAUUUUCUUCUCAGUUAUUAUGUAAUAUGUUAGAUGAAGGGAUCCUUUAAGAAUCAGUUUUCCCCGCCGCAAGAACUAUAAGUGUUUGGUGCUUUUUGUACACGUUCAAGUUACAUAAUUUGGGUCAUUACAAAGACA
Messenger RNA from Nelumbo nucifera (sacred lotus), 3460 nucleotides. Its product is annotated as transcription factor GLABRA 3-like. The record is from RefSeq and is a predicted model, not a curated record. NCBI's taxonomy places the organism in Eukaryota, Viridiplantae, Streptophyta, Magnoliopsida, Proteales, Nelumbonaceae. Gene Ontology annotation, molecular function: protein dimerization activity.